Messenger RNA from Polistes canadensis, 1837 nucleotides. RefSeq names its product protein catecholamines up (gene Catsup). The transcript is spliced from 3 exons. Lineage: Eukaryota; Metazoa; Arthropoda; Insecta; Hymenoptera; Vespidae. Gene Ontology annotation, biological process: intracellular zinc ion homeostasis; zinc ion transmembrane transport. Gene Ontology annotation, cellular component: membrane. The record is from RefSeq and is a predicted model, not a curated record. Gene Ontology annotation, molecular function: zinc ion transmembrane transporter activity. Bases 435 to 1652 code for a protein of 405 amino acids.
AUGUGUGAAUGAAGUUUAAUAUUUAAUCUUUAAAUGAACUUUGGUUUCUAGGACGAGAGAUUGCACAAAGAUAAAUAAAUAAUCGUUAAUUGUAACAUGAAAAUAAUAUAACGGUUUAAAAAAAAGAAAUGAUAAAGAUUUAGGGUGAAAUAAAUCGUGUCAAAAUUAUUUGACUUCAUCUAUUGCCUUUUUAACUUCGUUUUCAAGAGUUCGUUUCGCUAGGUGGUAGUCGCUAUUGAGUUAUCAUACGUUCAUUUCUAUUCAAUGGCGCCACGUUAAAAAAUAAAAUAAUUCUAAUAUUUAUUAACGAAAAUUAAUAAAUGUUAAUUUGUUGAUGACGUUCAUAUCUACGAGUACGAAUGUUGGUAUAUAGAAAACCGGAUUAUCUUCUAAAUUAUAUUUUGUAGAAUUUGAGCUGAGUUGGCAUAACAAUAAUGGCGACACAGAUUGAAAAGCAGCAACAAUUAUUGAAAAUAAAAAAGUGGAUUUACAAAGUGGUAACUGUUGUGUUCCUAUUACUUGUGUUUUUAAAUCUACCGACUAUAUGCCAAUCACAUGGACACGAUGAAUCACCGAGUUUCAAAUAUUCUAAAGAAGCCAAUAAAGAAUAUUUGCUAAAUCAGCACUCUGAACUGAAACAUGAUCCAGUGCAAUCACAUCAAUUUAAAAAAGUUCAUGCGCAUACCACGCAUGAUGAACACCACAAGCACGAUGAUGAUCAUCAUCAUCACCAUCAUGAAUCAACUAAUCUUCCUACUAAUGAACAUAAUGAGAUAACGUUUAGAGCUAUGGGUUCUACCUUGCUCAUUUCUAUAGCACCUUUUUUUAUAUUAUUUUUUGUACCAUUAGACAAUACUAAGGAAUGCGAACCAUUAUUGAAAAUACUUUUGAGCUUUGCAUCGGGUGGCCUCCUCGGUGAUGCUUUUCUACAUCUUAUUCCUCAUGCAUUAGUUCCUCAUUCACAUGAAUCUUCACAUUCCCAUUCGGAUAGCCACCAACAUGAAGAAUCUGAGCACAAACAUGAUAUGUCAGUUGGUUUGUGCGUUCUAUUAGGCAUUACUGUAUUUUUAAUUGUCGAAAAAGCUGUACGUAUGAUAAAAGGUGAUCACGGACAUUCUCAUACUACCAACGAAACUAAGAAAGAAUCCGACAAGAAGAAAGGUGUUUCUUCAUCUGUUAAAAAAAAUUCCGAAACCAAGAAUGAUAUAAAAAUUGCAGGCUACCUCAAUUUAGUUGCAGACUUUUUGCAUAAUUUUACAGACGGCUUAGCUAUAGGAGCCAGCUAUUUAGCUGGAAACAGUAUUGGCUACGUAACAACAUUUACUAUUUUAUUACACGAAGUACCUCAUGAAAUAGGUGACUUUGCCAUUUUGGUUCAAAGUGGUUGUAGUAAGAAAAAGGCUAUGUUGCUGCAGUUGACUACUGCAAUAGGUGCUUUGUUAGGCACUUAUGUGUCCUUAUUAGCAGAAGGAAUGGGAGAUUUUGCGACAAUGUGGAUUCUUCCAUUCACUGCUGGAGGAUUUAUCUAUAUUGCUACUGUCUCUGUGAUACCAGAAUUAUUAACUGACACUAAGUUUUGGCAAUCGGUUAAAGAAAUUAUUGCACUUCUUGCAGGAGUAUAUAUGAUGGUACUUAUAGCAGAAUAUGAAUAGAAAUCUAUUUUUAAAAAUAUGGUCUUUUUAAUAAUGCAUUUAUUUUCUUUUUUAAUAAUAUUAUUGUUAAUAUUAUUAUUAUUAUGAAUAUUUGUUCAUAAUCUCAAAAAUCACCAAACAAAUGACUGUUACAAUUGAUAUAGGCAUGAAAUUGUGAAAUAAUGAAAUUUAUUUAUAAAUUAUGA